This is a messenger RNA of Xyrauchen texanus (razorback sucker), 926 nucleotides long. Its product is annotated as lipocalin-like. The transcript has 6 exons. NCBI's taxonomy places the organism in Eukaryota, Metazoa, Chordata, Actinopteri, Cypriniformes, Catostomidae. The coding region runs from base 76 to 627 and encodes 183 amino acids. The record is from RefSeq and is a predicted model, not a curated record. Gene Ontology annotation, molecular function: small molecule binding.
CUCUCCCUGCACAGCCAGCUUUCUCUUCUAAACUCCAGACUGCAAACAGAGAGAGAACCCUAAACUUCUGCAGCCAUGACGACCAUCAUAUUGAAGUUGGUGUGCGUUCUGUUCUGUGCAGUAUUCGCCUCAGCUGAAGUCAUGCCCAUGACUGACUUUGACCUGGAAAAGAUGGCAGGAAAGUGGUAUGUCAUUGGCAUUGCAACAAAUGCUAAAUGGUUCGUCAGUCACAAGGCAGGCAUGAAAGUGGGAACUGCCAUGCUAGUGCCCACAGAGGAAGGAGACCUCAACCUCAGUUGCGCCCAUCUGAAGGAUGAUGGUUCCUGCAGGAGAAUGACACAUCUUGCCAAGAAAACUGAAAUUCCAGGACGCUUUGUCUUCUUUAGCCAGCGUUGGAAAAAUGACAAUGACAUGCGUGUGGUUGAUGCCAAAUAUGAUGAGUAUGCUAUCAUUCAUACCAUCAAGACAAAGGGAGGUGUCUCUGAGGUUCUCAACAAACUCUUCAGCCGCACCACAGAAAUGACUGAAAACUUAAAGGAGAAGUUCACGCAGUUAUGUUUGGAUACUGGUAUUCUUGAGGAAAACAUUGCCAUCCUGCCACCAAAUAAUGAAUGCUCAGAUCCUUAAGUGGCCUGUCAUCCAAAGAAAGACAGACAACUUUAGCUGGUCCGAUCAUGUCACAAGAAAAAACAGACAUGAAUUGCUGGCUUCGGGUCUCUUUCCCUUUUUAUGAAAACAAGAGUCAGUUCCUUUUAAGUGCCUUAAAUACAUUUAUGUUGUGCUCACAUAAUGUCACAUCAGUUAGCAUCUAAAUUGCUUCUCCAAAUGAACUCUCAAACAGCCAGUAUUCUUGGUAGUUCACAGGCCAGAAUGUAAGUAUUCUAGGGUGUCCAAACAGACAGUUUUACUUAGUAAAAAUGAGGCAU